GCAGCCAUCGAUUUCUGUCUCAAUUUGAAUCGGAAGCCAAGUCGUCGUCGACUGGCUCGCGCUCUUGUCUCUGUUCCGCGUUCUCGCUUGGACCUACUCCCAUUUUAUGCACGCCUUACUGCUGCUCUAGCUCCUGUAGCACCAGAUUUGGCCGCAGAAGUCUGCGCUGGCCUUACCAACGAGUUCCAUUGGCAUGUUAACAAGCGUGAUCAGAUCAAUCUUGAAUCAAAAAUAAAAACCAUGCGGUUCAUUGGUAAGUGA
Messenger RNA from Protopolystoma xenopodis, 261 nucleotides. NCBI's taxonomy places the organism in Eukaryota, Metazoa, Platyhelminthes, Monogenea, Polystomatidea, Polystomatidae. The record is from the annotation of a GenBank genome assembly.